This is a messenger RNA of Desarmillaria tabescens, 1037 nucleotides long. RefSeq lists its product as uncharacterized. The transcript has a single exon. Lineage: Eukaryota; Fungi; Basidiomycota; Agaricomycetes; Agaricales; Physalacriaceae. The record is from RefSeq and is a predicted model, not a curated record. Bases 457 to 987 code for a protein of 176 amino acids.
CUUUGGUUCGUUAUCCAUGCAAUCACAUUCACCCUUUGCAAGAUCGCUCCUCCUCGACAUCAUCCCUACAUCACCACUGCACGAUGAUGGAACACCUUGUCAAACUCACAUACUCUCCUACAUGUAUGCACAGCGACCUUUGAUGAUCACGACCAUUGUGCUUCCUCCAUCACCUACUCCCAACAGAGCGACCUAUUGCCUGAUACAUGCAUGUACAUGCGUCAUCGCUCCCACCUACGCGACAUCCUUCGUUGCAAUGCUGUGGCCGCUAGAGAGUUGGCAGGGUGAUGAUCACGAUUGCUGUUGCCCGCUACCCUGAUAUAUACGCUCCCACCUACGCACAGGAGGAAGACAGACAAGAUUUGGGCUCAAGGGAGGAAGGUCAUGCACUGUAGAGAAUGGUGGUCGUGCCGCUAGGCGCUCUCUCGUGGGUGGUUCGGGUCGAGACCCCAGCCCAUGGUCCGGAAGCAGUGCGCCGUCUCUUCCUUUGCUUUUUCGCGUCUCUCGGUCUCCGUACGUGCACAUCGACAUCCCGGAACUACCCUGCUCGUAGUUCCCAUCCUUCUCCGUGGGCCAACCUUUCUGAUACGUUCGGCGUGUUUUUCGACGUACGCGAAUACUUUCAUAUCUUCUCUCGCCUGUGAGCGUAUACGCCACUUAGACCCGAGCCGAUUGUUACGGGGCAUAUUCGCUCUCCCCGUCCCAAGUACUCCCUCGUGGUCCCUCUUCUCAGGAAUAGCUCACCUCCCAACUUAUACUGUCUGUGAGAGUCGUUAUGAGGCAUAUUCGCCCUUCCCGCCCUUACUCCCUUGUAAUCCUCUUUACUCUCAUGUUUUAUUUUCUCUCGCCGGAACAUAUGAGGUAUAUUCGCUCUCCCUAUCCUACUCGUCCACACCAGAGAUAGACCACCAACGCUUGGGAAAGGUCGAUCUAUGCGGAGUCUUCCCCUCAAGUCAAUCUCUCAGUGGAGCUUUUCCGUGUACAUGAAUACCAUUGACAUGCGGAGCCGGAGCAUAUGAGGUAUAUUCGCUCUGUCC